This is a messenger RNA of Acanthopagrus latus (yellowfin seabream), 7815 nucleotides long. It is a transcript of the gene ppp2r5b, whose product is annotated as protein phosphatase 2, regulatory subunit B', beta. The transcript is spliced from 13 exons. Gene Ontology annotation, cellular component: protein phosphatase type 2A complex; cytosol; nucleus. Gene Ontology annotation, biological process: protein dephosphorylation; signal transduction. Gene Ontology annotation, molecular function: protein phosphatase activator activity. Lineage: Eukaryota; Metazoa; Chordata; Actinopteri; Spariformes; Sparidae. The record is from RefSeq and is a predicted model, not a curated record. The coding region runs from base 1902 to 3479 and encodes 525 amino acids.
GGGACAAGGCCACUAUAGGGACUGAAUUGGAGCCUGACUGCUGUGUCAGAUGGAGGAUGAUAUCUAAACACAUACAUCUCCAGGAAAGGAUAGAGGGCUCAUCUAGGUAAUUUUGGAAUACAAGCCCGAACAGGGACAGUAACAGAUUUGGUCAUUUAUGGGAGAUGGACCUUCAACCCAUCACAGUAACCAAUUAGGAGCAAGCACGCUCUGCCCGAGGGACUUUAAGAAGGGUCUCACGAGUAGAGACAAGGGGGGUGGCACUUGGUAAAAUUCCUAAGAGCGAAGGCGUAGGAGUUCUGAUAGGGCAAGGAAGGCAGAAACGUUUGGCAUUAUUCUGCCCGAGAUUGGAGAACAUCAGAUGUGGGGCCACACUCUGGUCGGAUGCUAGGCUCAAGUCUGUUUUAAUAAAGAUUGCUCUAUCAUUCCACCCAGCCUUGCCUCCGCAGAAUUUUUUAUCAACAUACUACACGCCGACACCUUUGAGGAAAACAGCCCAGAAACUACACAUCAUUGUACUGAACUUAAACCACUAACAUGCAUGUUAGCAAUGGAAUGUCUGGCUGCUCUUCUCGUUCAUACAAAUAUAACAAACUGCUUGUAGAACAACAACCCGAGCGAAUAUCUGGCCAUUAGUCAAUAUUCGCUGCUUUUCUUAUUUUAUUUUGAAAGCACAGAUGCCUCACUUCCGGGACGUUCCUGACUCACAGCGUCCAUCUUGACGCAGCUCGCCGAGACGCUGUAGGACGACCGGAUAACGGAUCCGAGAAGGGGGACAGGAGCAGAACGCGUCAGUCUGACAGACACAGACGGGUGCUAUUGUAUAACACGGCCUUCUCCAGUCUUUCACACCGCAGGCUGCUGCCGGGACGAGCGGCUCCUUCCUUUGUGUCUCCAUCUUCCUGCUGCUGCUCUCACCGCAGAGGUGGAGGCGAGCGGAGCGGCGGCUCGGUGCGGAGGACCUGCACAUGUCGGCGGUGAAGGACCGUUUGUUUCCCCGCCCUGAUACGGCUUGAGGACGGCGGGAGGAGGACGGUGCGAGGAGAGGAGGAGGUUCAAACAGCGAGCAGGAGAAACACCAUCCACCAGUGAGACACAUCUUCAGAGCAGGUGCAGACGCGUGAUCCGGUAAACACGAGCCCGGAGGACGAGAGGGAUGCGGCAGCCGAGGUGGGCCCAGAUUGAUGAUUUCAUGAUAUCAUCAUCCGCCGCCAGGACCGAUCACUGAUCUGAUUGAUACGGAGCACCGUCGAGGAGAACACGCUGCAGACUGACCUGGGGUCUGUGAGAACAGGAGCUGAUCGAUGACUGAUCACAUUGAUUAGUCCACAAGAGCUGAUCUAGGCCCGUGACUUAGUGUGCGCGUGCGCGCGUGUGUGACGCCAGCAGCAGCAGAGAGGUGUGUUUGCCUAUGCGCGUGUGUGUGAGGAGACGCGCCUGUCUGAGCAUCAUCUGGUAGCUGUGCAGGCUACACCUCCACCUCCUCCUCCACCUCCUGCACCUCCUCCUGCACCUCCUCCACCUCCUGCACGGGGAUGAUACACAACAGAUUCUUCAUCUGCGCGUGAGACACGGAAGCGUCAGGAUGCUGCUGCUGCCAUUUCCUGCCCGGCUCUGAUAGAGACUGCGAGGCGCACAGCACAAGGCCGGACAUCAGAGAGUCUCUCCUCACAUCUCCUGCCUCUGCACCUUCUCUUCCCCUCUUCAUCUCCCCCUCCCCUCCUCCUCCUCCUCCUCCACCCCAGAGCGCCUAUUCAUUCUGAUCAAUUGAUAAUCCAUCUGUGAUUCAGAAAAGCCACCCACCCACUCCUCCAUCCCUCCCUCCUCUCCUCCAUCCCUCCCUCCUCUCCUCCAUUCACCCCAGCAUCCUCGCACUCACCACCCUGCCAUCCACAGCCAUCAUGGAGACGACCAAGCUGCCUCCGUCCAGCCCGUCCUCUCCGACCACCAGCUUCUCGGUUCCGUCCGCGGAGAAGGUGGACGGCUUCCCGCGGAGGUCGAUGCGCAGAGCCCGGCAGAGGAGGUCCCACAGCUCGUCCCAGUUCCGGUACCAGAGCUCCCAGGUGGAGCUCACCCCGCUGCCCCUGCUCAAAGACGCCCCGGUGGCAGAGUUACACGACUUGUUCUGUAAGAAGCUGCAGCAGUGCUGCGUGCUGUUCGACUUCCUGGACUGCGUCGCCGACCUGAAGGGGAAGGAGAUCAAACGUGCAGCGCUCAAUGAGCUGGUGGAAAGCGUGGCCACCAGCAGAGGAGUCCUCAUAGAGCCGCUGUACCCAGAGGCCAUAAAGAUGAUCUCUGUAAAUAUCUUCAGGACACUCCCGCCCAGUGAGAAUCCAGAGUUUGACCCUGAGGAAGACGAGCCGACACUCGAAGCCUCCUGGCCGCAUCUGCAGCUGGUGUACGAGUUCUUUCUCCGUUUCCUGGAGAGCCCGGACUUCCAGCCCUCCAUGGCUAAACGCUACGUGGACCAGAAGUUUGUCCUGCAGCUCCUGGAGCUGUUCGACAGCGAGGACCCCAGGGAGAGGGAGUACCUAAAGACCAUCCUGCACCGUGUCUAUGGAAAACUACUGGGCCUCAGAGCCUACAUCCGCAAACAGAUCAACAACAUCUUCCUCAGGUUCAUCUAUGAAACUGAGCACUUCAACGGAGUCGCGGAGCUUCUGGAAAUCCUCGGCAGCAUCAUCAACGGCUUCGCUCUGCCCCUGAAGGCUGAACACAAGCAGUUCCUGGUCCGGGUUCUCAUCCCACUCCACACGGCGAAGUCCCUCUCUAUCUUCCACGCACAGCUGGCCUACUGUGUGGUGCAGUUUAUGGAGAAAGAUGCUACAGUGACUGAAUAUAUCAUCAGAGGGCUGCUCAAGUACUGGCCCAAAACCUGCACGCAGAAAGAGGUGAUGUUCCUGGGAGAGAUCGAGGAGAUCCUGGAUGUAAUCGAGCCAUCUCAGUUCAUCCGAGUGCAGGAGCCGCUCUUCAAACAGAUCGCAGCCUGCAUCUCCAGCCCUCACUUCCAGGUAGCUGAGCGAGCUCUUUACUUCUGGAACAACGAGUACAUCCUCAGUCUGAUCGAGGAGAACUGUCAAGUCAUCCUGCCGCUGGUGUUCGCCACCCUGUACAGAGUCUCCAAGGAGCACUGGAACCAGACCAUCGUGUCUCUGAUCUACAACGUGCUGAAGACCUUCAUGGAGAUGAACAGCAAGUUGUUUGAUGACCUCACUGCCUCCUACAAAGUGGAGAAACAGAAGGAGAUGAAGCGAGAGAGGGAGCGCACAGAGCUCUGGCGAGGCCUGGAGGAGCACCAGGAGCGCCGGAUGCAGAUGCUCACUGAGGCCGCCAGGAACCAGCGCAACCUCCAGGAGCGAGGCGAGAGAGGGGACCCGCCCACCCCUUCGUCCCCACAGACGGCUCACUCCGACCAGCCCGAGCCCAAGCCCAGCGGGGCCUCUUCUUCCUCCUCUGGAGGAGGAGAGAGCGCCACCUAGGUGCUGCUCCACACAUGUUGCUAACGCGGGGGGGUUGGGGGACAGGAGAAGACUCGAGGGUGAUGGUGAGAGUGUUGGGAGAGCUCAGACAGAAAAGGUACCAAACAAACCAACUGUGGUUUUUAUCUUGCAUCAUGGAGGGAGUGGCUUUUUGUGAAAAGCCUUCGAUCUCAGUGAUCCCAGGUAAAGACCGUACCUUUCUACUGACAGAGUUGUGUGAAACUGGUUCACCUUUGGCUGUACACACAUCAUGAUGCAGAUCAGAAGAUGAAUACUGUCCAAAAGUGCUGACUGUCAUUUUAAUCCACGGCUGGUUUAUUAAACUGCAGGUCAGUACCUAAAACUGUGGUUGGCCUGCUUUAAAUCAGCCUCAAAAUAAGAGAUGAAAAGUCUCUUUUGGUGCAACACUAACCGAGUCCAACACGCGUCUCACCUGUCCUGAUAUUUAUCCAACCAGAGUUGGAGUCUGUACAUGGCCUCCUAUUUAUCUUUUGGUCAGAGAUGCUUAUUUCAUGCGUGGAUAGCACAAUGCAUUCAGAAACAAAAGAAGCAAUUUCACACAAAUGUCCCAAAACUAUUGCCGCACAGACCAGACACACGCACACACACAAACACACACGCACACGCACACACACACACACAAACACACACGCACACACACACACACACACACACACACACACAGACGCAGGUACAUAUUUACUGUAAAUAUGAGAAGACAGUUAGAAAAGGAAAGUGUAUCCAGCCCCACACAAACACCAACAAUCGAUUGAUGCACCGAGAUAAUUCAGUUUCUUUCUGUCACACACAUGCACCCACGCACACACAUACACACACACACACACACACACACACACACACACACACACACACACACACACACAGGUUCUGGUUCUGGUGCUAACCCCUCUCCCAUUCUGUUGGGUUCCACCAAAGUACGAGCCUAAAGUCCCUUAAAGGUGAAACAACCACUGAUGAAGAUGAUGAUAAUGAUAUAAAGUACAAUACUGUUCCUUCUUCUUACUUGUUACUCUACUACUACUACUCUACUCUACUCUAAGUACUACUGAUGAUGAUGAUGAUGAUGAUGUUUUUAUAUAUAUACAUAUGUCUCUGGAUAUUUCUGUAGUGUAUUAUGGGAGAAACACUAGUGUAGCAGAUACCAUGAAGGGGAAAGCCAGCUCCAGUUCUGUACUCACACCACAUGUCAACAGUCCGAGGCCAUAAUGUGAGCAGAACCUCAGCGGCGUUCCCCUUCAGCAGACCUUAGAGAGGUUAAAGAGGGAUGAACUGGAUCAGCGCCGGCUGUUUUUCUUUUCUUUUGAACGUUCGGCUGUUUGUGAUGCGGGGUGGAUCUCACAGAAUCCCCCAAACAUUCCACGUUUAAAGCCCGUCUGUGUGUGUGUUGGGAGGUGCAGCUGCAGGUGGAGGUACAGGUGCCCUGUGGAGGAACCAGGUGUGUUUACAUGCAGUCACUCAGCAGAAUCACCUGAGUGUCCUGGAGGCCGGACUGAUGUCUGAGUGCAUCUCUGUCCUCAUUAAAUAAUUUCACAGCCAGUUGAAAAAACAUAAACUAGUUUACAUCCAUGUUUACUCUUAUUCUUCUUCUACCCUGCCUUUGUUGGCAUAUUGUUACAUUUGUUUGCACAUCACUGCCACCAGCAGGUGACCAGUGGAACAGCAUGCAGCCUCAUGUGUUACACAAACACAGUGAGGAUUUAAAUAUUAUAUAUAAUUAUAAUUAUAAUAAUUAUAAUAUCGCUCUAUAGAGAAACUCCACAGGGUGCGUUUCAUUUACAUGUUACAGCACACAAUGAUUAUUAUUUAAAGUUUUAAAACUUUACUCUAAAUUUAAAAUUUAAAGUCUUAACUCCACCCGACACUGAGGUCACUGGAGGAUAAAAAAAAAGCGCACCACAAGCGUUUCAGAGCAAAAGAAAAACCCGGUGAUCCAGUCGGAUUCUGAACCCGGAGCGUCUGUUCCUCGAGGCUCGGCAGACCCGACGCGGCUCAGACGGCGACCGUGACGAUGAUAGCGUGUUUAUUCUUGUCUGAUCAUGACGAUUGAUGAGCGAUGGGAUGGAGAGGGGGAAAAAACAGAAAAAAAUUAUUUUAGCAAUAUUUUCAUUCUUUCAGGAUAAUCUGUGUGUUUUAGGGGAUUAAACAGGAAGUGGGUGUCGCACUCAGAUGUUUACCCCCCACUCUUGUUUUUACUCCUGUCGUGUCCUCGAUAUUCACAUUGUCUUAACGGUACUUUUCUGUGUACAUUGAUUUGAUGAAAAUUUUCUGCUUUGUAAUUAUGUUUUUUUUUUUUCUUGGUUUUUGUACGAUAUUGUUCAUUUUGUGGAAAACUGAUACUGAUGCUAUUUAUUUUCUAUUUGAUCAGGAAAUGUAACCUUAGGUGAGGACAAGGGUCAGGUUGUGUGUGUGUGUGUGUGUGUGCACGCGGGUGUGUGUGUGUGUGUGAGUCCAGGUGUGAGUCGGUGAGCGGGAGAUGAGCGCAGACAGAGCGAUGGAGGUCGAGAGGACGCUGCUCUCUCUUUGUUUCUCUCUCUCUCCUUCCUGAGCGUCAGGGUUUGAAUCCGAAUGUAUCGCCAAACAAAUUGAUUGAUUGUUUUUUUGAUGCUUGAGACGCAGAGCGACCUGUCGGCUGCUUCCUAACCAAACACUCAGAAACCCUUCAGACCAGCAGUUCUCCAGAAUCAUGCCUGAGUCAACACUGUUUGAAAUCCAUUGGACCUGCAGCUCUCAGAUUGGCCCUCAGAGCUUCAUCUCACAGCGCGUCAGACGUCCAGGUUUUAACGGUCGACCUGUUUGGACCUGCAGUCCUGCAGAAUCAGCCAGCGCCUCGUUGUUGUUUCCAGUUUACUUUUCUCCAAAUGUUUGAAACAUUAACAUCCAACACGUUUGUCACUCAGAGCAAAAACCAUCAGCCUGAAAGAGCUGCCAUACAACAUUAGGUUUACAAUUAGAGCUUACAUCUCACGUCUCCAUCGGUGACGUGGUUACAGGUGUUUGAAAUCUACCUUCACACCUGAGCCGUCUCCAUGACAACUGAUCAGACUCUCAGUCUGAGACGAGAUUAGAAGCGUUCAGAUCGUUAGUGAUUCCCAACCUUUAGUCCAAACUGCGAGCAGUAAAGCCAAAGAGUGUUUUUCCUCCUCCAUGAUCUGAUUGUAGGGACGCAAUUACAAAUGAGCAAACAAACAAAAGAAUCAGACAAGUAAAAACCUUUUGUGUGAAAGAAAAGACGUUAUAUUUUCUUUUCUUUGUCCUUUUAAUCACCUCGUGACCGUCCGGUCUGUGUGAGGACCCGUCAGGGGCCUCGACCCCGAGGUUGAGAACCCCGAAAUGUACCCCUCUCGUCUACGUGUCAUGGUGCUUUUCUGUUUUUCAAGACGAUUUUUUUCUUGUCUUGAUUCCUCUGCAGUGUAGAAGUGGUGUGCACACAUUUACAUGGCAGCACUCCAUCGCCGCCUCAGGACGCACUGUAGCUUGACACUACCUGCACCUGCAGACACCACCCGGCUCUCUGCCCUGGUGUGAUUCCAAAUGUUUUGAUUCAGGCAAAAAGAAAAAUCCCAAAAAACACCUGAAAAGAGACAAAACUUGACCUCACUGUCAUGAAACUUAGCUUACGUUAUGAUUUUGUUUUGGCUAGCUUACUCACAAACCCUCUUGAUUGUUAUCGUCAGUUGGUCCGCUUACUCGGGGAAAAUAGAACCUCAGCGCCCACUGUCCUUGAUUCUCAACUAAAACGAUAAAGAGUAAUAUUCUGCUUUCUCGAGCUGCUCCAGGACAGGAAGUGAGAGGAGAGCGUGUUGGUAGAGAGCUCCGACUCGCCUCACAGCCACCAGGCGCUGCUUUCAUUCGCCGCCACAGUUCCUCUGCGUGUCACGUGGCCCGAGUGGAACAAAGGCUCUAAACCCGAGGAGGUGUGAACGGACCGGAUGAGAGCAGCCGGUGAGGAGAAAGAAAAGUCAGAGGAGGAGAAAAGACAUAGAGUUAGACACGAUAGAAUGGCAAUAAGUCAGAGCAACAGUAACAGAAUGAGAAUAUAAUGUUACCGAAACCUACAACCGCAUUACGUAGCAAUUUCACUGAAUUUCUAGAUUUGCACUGUCUGCCCAAUGGUCUGUGUUUGUUGUGUUGAAGAAAAACCUUAGAGAAGAAGAUUAAGAAGAUGCAGAUGGUGAAACAGAUGUAUAUUUUGGGGACCAACACAGCGGUGGGGGGUUUGAAUGUAGAGAGGCUUACUGCUGUACGUAACGUUGCAGGGGGUGUAGAAUGGAGAAAAAACUAUGUGCUAAAAAUGAAACUUCACUUUGAGAAAACA